Paracoccidioides lutzii Pb01 is the source of this 288-nucleotide messenger RNA. RefSeq lists its product as hypothetical. The transcript is spliced from 2 exons. The record is from RefSeq and is a predicted model, not a curated record. The coding region runs from base 1 to 288 and encodes 95 amino acids.
AUGCAGUAUUCUGGAGCACUAUUUAAACUCCAGGAAGAACAAAUUACAUCUCAGUCUCCCAGCACCCCAGCUCCGCAGAAUCUCUUUAGCGUGCCGGAUAAGCCCACUCCAUCGUCAUUAGUUCCAAACUUCCAGAGACACGAAAUACCACGACCGGAUAUGUUUGCGAAGGAAAUGGCGAAGUAUGGUGUUAAAGAAUCCAAACACACGACGGAAUCCAACCCCAGCAGUAGUCCGCCAAAGCCCAAGGACUUGUCCGGCCUUACGCCCUCAAAGUGGGCGAGCUAA